Caretta caretta (loggerhead turtle) is the source of this 4523-nucleotide messenger RNA. It is a transcript of the gene TELO2, whose product is annotated as telomere maintenance 2. Gene Ontology annotation, biological process: 'de novo' cotranslational protein folding. Gene Ontology annotation, cellular component: cytosol. Gene Ontology annotation, molecular function: telomeric repeat DNA binding; Hsp90 protein binding. The record is from RefSeq and is a predicted model, not a curated record. Lineage: Eukaryota; Metazoa; Chordata; Testudines; Cheloniidae.
GAUUCGAUACGCGUGGACUGGGGGUGGGGUGUGGCGAAUCUUAGGCUGGGUGACAGCGAGAAGGUGUUAGCGGGAAGAGCGCGCGGGCCGGAGGGUUCCAGAAGUGACUUUACCAGAUGGAUUCUGAGCCCUUUGAAGUUGGACGUGUGGUACGAGAAGCUAUCAACAUCCUUUCCUCUUCCAGGAAUGGAGUCCAGAUCUCAGAGGCGCUUGGCACAAUUAAGUGCUACCUAGGUGGAACUGAAAACCAAGCCCCCCUGAAGGACAGGGAAGAAUUUACCCGUGUGCAUUUUUCUGCCUUUUUGCGAGGUCUUGUCAGUAACCUGAGUCCAGAAUGGAUAGAACUUCUUACCUCUGAUCAGCAGAAGGAAUUAUGGGAUAGCUUUUUCUUGGACGGGCCAGCUGACCAAGCCUUUCUGGUUCUGCUGGACUCCAUCAUUUCUACUGGUCCCAGCUUUCGGCUGAUGAAGGUCAUUAGCAUCCUGGAACAGUUUCUGCAGACUGGAGGCAUGUCGGCUCUGAUGUGGGAGGUCUGUCAUCAGCAGGCACAGGCUGGUUUGCCCAGAUUACAAGAGACCCUCCUCAACAAGGUUGUGUGUCUGCCUGACCACUUGUGCAACAAGCUCCAGGGGAAUAACCUGCCUAUAUUCUUCCCACAAAACUAUUUCCCUCUGCUGGCUACUGAAAUCAUCCAGGUGUUGCAGAGGAUCUCUGACUCGCUGAGAGGUGGCUUGGACUGUUCCAUCUCCUUUGUGUCUCAAGUGCUGGGGAAGGUAUGCGUGCAUGGGAGACAAAAAGAAAUUCUGAAUAUGUUGGUACCACGCCUAAUGGAUCUCACCAAGGUGGACUGCAUCUGGCAGAGGAUGUGCUGGCGACUGGUCGAGUGUGUGCCAGAUCGUUGGAUGGAAGCAGUGGUUUGUGGCUUUGUUCAGAAAGCACCAGGGGCGGAUGUCUUGUCUCGAUUACUGGGGAAUCUGGUUCUGAAAAACAAGAAAGCUCAAUUUGUGGUGACCCAAAAGCUGCUACUCCUGCAGUACAGCUACGCGACUGCAAUGCUACAGAAUCUCCUUGGAUACCUGGCCCUAGACAGCCUUCGACGUUCCUUAUUGAUCAAAGUGCUGAAAGAACUCCUGGAGACCUGGGGCAGCAGCAGUGCUGUGAAACACUCUCCAGUUGAGCAACAACUGUACGUUAGCAAGGCCAUCCUGAUCUGCCUUUCCCACCUGAAGGAGCCUGAAAUAGAGAGCAACGGACAAGAGCUUCUCACCAGCAUGAUGGGAGGGAUGAAAUGCCACCUGGACAGCAACUUGCCACGGGUUCGGCGUCUGGGAAUGAUCGUGGCAGAAAGCAUCAGUGCCAGAAUAACUGCAGAUGGGCCCAGUCUGAAAUUCCAGUAUGAAGAUGAUGAUGAGACCAGAGAGCUAAAGUCUCUCCUGAAGCAGACAGCACCACAACAACUCCCUGUCACUGACGUGCCAAAUGCUGGGAGUGACAUUUCAUCUGUUACACCAAAAGCUGUGUCAAAACCAAGUGGGAACCCAUACCCAGUAGCCCCUGCAGUGCCAGAGGACGGAUCUGACUUGGAGCUCGACAGCGAUGAUGACCUCAUCCCUCAUGACAUGUCCCAGGAUAAAGAGCUGAAGAAGAUGAAAGCUCCUGUCUAUAUCCGAGACUGUAUUGAAGUCCUAACUGGAUCUGAAGACGUGGACAAGUGGGAAGCUACAAUGAAGGUUUUGGAGAGUCUGAUUCGAAGGAAUUCAGCUACUACAAGAGAGGUGAGCAUGGAGUUGGCUAAAGUACUGCUGCACCUGGAGGAAAAGACCUACAUUGAGGGCUUUGUGGAGCUCCGUCAGAGAGCCCUAGUGGCUGUCACCAUCACAGAUCCAGUACCAGUAGCGCAGUAUCUGUCCUCCCAGUUCUAUUCCUUGAACUACAGUCUCUGUCAGCGCAUGGACAUUCUGGAUGUCCUAGCUUUGGCCGCUCAGGAACUCUCUCAGCCCCAGGCCUCUGGGAAAAAUAAGCCCUGGAGUGCCCAGAGUCCAUGCAUCCAGACCGUCCCUGGCAGUGACAGCUCCCAGGACUGGAGAAGGAUUGUGGAUGAGAGGAUCAAAAGCAAGACACGCCAUUUGGCGAAGGGUCAGUCUCUAGUGGAACCGGCUUGUGGCCCAAACAAAUUCAGUUCUUUAGCUGGACAUUUCUUCUUCCCCCUGAUUCAGAACUUUGACAGUUCAGCCAGACUUCACCAGAAAGCCAAGUCAGAAGUGCCCCUGGCCAGAUGGCCUCUGGUGACCUUUGACCUUUUGGGAGACGAUCACCUUGUGCUGGGAAGGCUGGUGCACACUCUGGCAAUCCUGAUGUACUUUGCCAUCCACGCUGUGGCAGCUGCUGCCAUGGGAAAGUCACUGCUGGAGUUUGUCUGGGCCCUGCGCUUCCACACAGACUCGUAUGUGCGUCAGGGCCUCCUGUCUGCAGUCUCCUCCAUCCUCCUCAGUGUCCCUAGUGAGCGGCUGCUGGAGGACAUGACAGACGAGUUCUUGGAGACCCAGUCCUGGCUGGCAGAUGUAGCAGAAAAGGACCCAGAUGGAGACUGCAGGAGGCUGGCCUGGCAGAACCUGCUGCUAAUGGAGAACCUGCUGAAGAAACUCAGAAGUAUCCCUUCCUAGUUGUAGGGGGGAAACUGAAAACAGAGGUGACCUCCACCUAACACACUUGCCAACUGGGUGUUCCUAGGUACUGCUGGGCCCCUUCACUAAUCACCUGGUUGGAGAAGAAAAGGGGAGCGGUGUAGAGCUAAAGCCAGGGAGCCCGACUUGACAUCUGGACUUUGUAGUGGGGGCUAACUCAAUGAGCUAUUUGCUAUCUGGUACUGAGUGUACAGAUGUAGGAAAGUGGACUAGUGCUGCCAUCCUCUCUGCACGUCCCCCUCUCCAACACACUCUGCACCAGCUAUUUAUAGCCUUGGCAAAUUUUAAAUGUUCAGCUAAAAAUAUAAUGAAGACCUCACAUAAGACUUCUCUUUAUGAAAACAGGAGGAGUGGACGUGGCCAUUUACCUCAUGGGGCCAGCUCUAUGGCAUCCCUCUAGUGAAGGGUUGAGGGUCUCCCAGCAGUCAGCCUUUGGCAAACUAGUUACCAACCUCCUGGGAGGGAUCAUAGAAGAUUAGGGUUGGAAGAGACCUGAGGAGGUCAUCUAGUCCAAUCCCACCUAAAUCACCCCAACCAGGGCUUUGUCAAGCCUGGCCUUAAAAACCUCUAAGGAUGGAGAUUCCACCACCUCCCUAGAUAACCCAUUCCAGUGCUUCACCACCCUCCUAGUGAAAUAGUGUUUCCUAAUAUCCAACCUAAACCUCCCCCAUUGCAACUUGAGACCAUUGCUCCUUGUUCUGUCAUCUGCUACCACUGAGAACAGCCGAGCUCCAUCCUCUUUGGAACCCCUCUUCAGGUAGUUGAAGGUUACUAUCAAAUCUCCCCCUUACUCUUCUCUUCCGCAGACUACACAAGCCCAGUUCCCUCAGCCUCUCCUUGUAAGUCAUGUGCUCGAGCCCCAAUCAUUUUUGUUGCCCUUGGCUGGACUAUCUUCAAUUUGUCCACAUCCUUUCUGUAGUGGGGGGCCCAAAACUGGACACAGGACUCCAGAUGUGGCCUCACCAGUGCUGACUAGAGGGGAACGAUCACUUCCCUUGAUGUGCUGGGAAUGCUGCUGCUACUACUACUACUACAGCCCAAUAUGCUGUUGGCCUUUUUGGCAAUGAGGGCACACUGCUGCCUCGUAUCCAGCUUCUCGUCCACUGUAAUCCCCAGGUCCUUUUCUGCAGAACUGCUGCUUAGCCAGUCGGUCCCCAGCCUGUAGCAAUGCAUGGAGUUCUUCCAUCCUAAGUGCAGGACUCUGCACUUGUCCUUGGUGAACCUCAUCAGAUUUCUUUUGGCCCAAUCCUCCACUUUGUCUAGGUCACUCUGGACCCUAUCCCUACCCUCUAGCAUAUCUGCCUCUUCCCCCCAGCUUAGUGUCAUCCGUGAACUUGUUGAGAGUGCAAUCUAUUCCAUCAUCCAGAUCAUUAAUAAAGAUAUUGAACAAAACUGGCCCCAGGCCCUACCCCUGGGGCACUCUGCUUGAUACCAGCUGGCAACUAGACAGCGAGUUGUUGAACCCAACAACUAGCCAGCUUUCUAUCUAGCUUAUAGUCCAUUCAUCCAAUCCAUACUUUUUUGUUGUUGUUGGCAGGAAUACUGUGGAUUGAGUGGUUCGUUGUAAAGGAUGAUUCUAGUCAAGAGUUACACAUUGUGAACAUCCCCAGUGGGCUCCUGCGUAUUGACAAUGUGCAUAAUCUUAGAGCAGAGACUCGGUCCACCAGGGUUGGUGUGGGGGAGGCAGGGCUCUAGUUUCUAGUUACACGGUGUCUUUUUCCUCAGGUGUGAAUAAUCUUAAUAUGGUUGGAAGCUGCAAGCAGAGGAAGGAGAUUGAGCACUUCACAUGCUACAGUCUAUACUAGCAUUCUAUUAAAGAGAAACUUGCUGAAAGCUGGA